AUGCUAGAAAAUGUAUGGGAAAAUGUAUGGAAAAAAGUGAAAAAAUUGAGAACAGUGAAAGGAGUGGAAAAACAUUUUCGAAAGAAUGAGAAUAUUAAAAAGAAUGUGAAAGUAGGAGUAAGAGUAA
This is a messenger RNA of Diversispora eburnea, 127 nucleotides long. NCBI's taxonomy places the organism in Eukaryota, Fungi, Glomeromycota, Glomeromycetes, Diversisporales, Diversisporaceae. The record is from the annotation of a GenBank genome assembly.